AUUAGUCGCAAACCUUACCUAUCUCUCGACUUUUGCUUUGUACUAUAUCCAUUUCUACCUACUGCCGAAAUACUUCACGAAGCUAUACGACGCUACUAUUUCAGAGACACCAGCGGUUAUUUCUCUCUUGAUCUUUUUUACGACUUGAUUAUACUUUUUAACGACUGUUCCGAAAGUCGAUCAUACGAAAUGUCUGCCGUUGGAAAAGCACCCAAGGUCGGAUCAAAGACCGGUUCUCCCGCCAAGCUGCGCAAGGCCUCCGGUUCCAGCGCUGUCUCGAAGCCCAGCAACCCAGAAACCCCAGCAAAGUCCGUCAAGAAGACACCAGCCAAGAAGCUUACCCCGAAGGCCCCCGAGCCUAUCCAAGACGACGUCGACGAUGUUUCGGUCCCUGAGACCCCUUCACCAAAGUCCAAGAAGAGGAUGCCUUCCUCCGAACAGCGCCGCCCUAGGUCUCCACCCGAUGAUGCCGUCUCCCAGGCUUCAGGAUCCGCGGCUCCCCUGGGUAAAGGCGCUUCUGGUUUGAGCAAGAAGGCCAAGGACACUGCUGGACAGGCAAAGGAUACUGCCUCUAAGGGUGCUGAGACCGUCACCAACAACGUCCCGCUCGAUCUAUCUGCUUUGAAGGGUCUUUCCAUUGCAGAUGGUGGUGAGGUCUUGGGGAAGGACGGUACCCCUCUCGGCAAGGUCGUUGAGGGUGACCCCGAGGACCUGGUCGGUCAGACCGUCGGAGACGAUGGCGAGAUCGUCGACGAGGAUGGUGACCUGAUUGGCCGCGUGGACAUUCUCCACGAUGUUGCUGACCAGGCCAAGGAUAUCCCUGACGAUGCCGAGUCCAAGCUUGACGAAGCAAAGAAUGUAGUCACCGAUCUGGCCCAACUCGAAGGUCUUCCCGUCUCUGAUGGCGGCGUGAUCAAGAACUCUUCUGGUCAGGUCGUUGGCAAGAUUGUCGAAGGUGACCCCGAGGACCUUAUUGGAUACACCCUCAACGACGAUGGCGAGGUUGUUGAUGAUGAGGGCGAUGCUAUUGGUCGCGUUGAGCUGCUUCCUGUCGAAGAGCAGGAGAAGAACAUCGAGGACGCCGCUGGAGACGUCACCGAGCAGGUUAAAGGGGCUCAUGAGGAAGUUGAUGAUGACUUUGAAGAUGCCGAAGAUGGCCUGCCUACCGAUAAAGUCAAGGAUGCUGCUGAUAAUGCCGCCGAUGAGGCUGGAGAUGCUGUCGAUGACGCUGAAGAUGCGGUGGAUGAAGCCGGUGAUGCUGCUCCUGAUGUCGACGAGGCCAAGGCCACCGCUGAAGACACUGUUGACGACGCUAAAGAUACUGCCGAAGAUGCAGUCGACGAAGCGGAAGAGGGCGCUGGUGAUGUCGCUGAUCAGGCUGAAGAUGCGGUUGACGAAGCUGGUGAUGCCGCACCUGAUGUCGACGAAGCCAAGGCCACCGCUGACGACGCUGUGGACGACGCCAAAGACACUGCCGAAGACGCCGUCGAUGACGCAGAAGACGCCGCUGAAGAUGCUGCCGAGGAGGCCGAGCUGCCCAUUCCAGACCUUGACACCCUUGAAGGCCUCACUUGCAACAAGCGCGGCUAUGUGAUCGACCAGGCCACCGGUAAGCCCAUUGGUGAGCUCAUUGAAGGUGACCCCAAGAAGAUCUCCCGACUGAAGGCUACCCUCGACGACAAGGGUCAGUUCUGGGACAACCGCGGCAACGUUAUUGGCAAGGUCAAGGCUCUCCCCGUUGAAGACGAGAACGAUGAGGAGGGACCCUUCGCUGGUCUUGAGGGUCUCGUUGUCGGCCAGGAUGGCUGGAUCGAGGACGAGAACCAGACCCGUGUUGGCAAGCUUGUUGAAGGCGACGCCAAGAAGCUACUUGGUCGCGGUGUCGAUGAGGAUGGUGAAAUUCUCGAUCGCCAUGGCAGCGUGAUCGGCCGUGCUGAACGCUACGAUGAACCUGAGCCCGAAGAAGAGGCUGCUCCUGAUGUCUCUGUCCUUGACGGCAUGCACUGUAACAAGGCUGGUUACGUGAUCGGCUCUGAAGGCUUCCCCAUCGCCCGCCUCGUCGAGGGUAACCCCAAGGAGCUCGCCGGCAAGAAGAUCGAGGAUGGUCAGAUCUAUGACGGCAAGAAGGUUGUUGGUCGUGUCGAGCUUAUCCCCGAAGACGAGCUUGAGAGCAAGUCCGAAGGUCCCUUCGCAGGCAUGGAGAGCCUAGUCGUGACCAAGGAUGGCUUCGUCGAAGAUGACGACGGUGCUAUUGUGGGUAAGUUGAUCGAGGGUGACGCUAAGAAGCUCCGUGGUCGCUGUGUCGAUGAGGAUGGCGAGAUUACCGACAAGUACGGCAAUGUGAAGGGUCGUGCUGAGCCCUACGAGCCUCCAGAGGAGGAGGCCCCUCAGGAAGUCGAUCUCUCUAUCCUCGAGGGCAAGGUUGUCAACAAGAGCGGCAAGGUCGUUGACCCUGCCACCGGCGCUGUCUUCGGUCGCGUUGUCGAGGGUGACAAGCGUCUUGCCGGUCGCAAAGUUGACGGCAAGGGCCAGAUCUGGGGCGACGACGGCAAGAUCAUCGGUCGUGCCGAGCUCAUCCCCGGCGCAGAGCAGGAGAAGGCCGAAGGUCCGUUCUACGGCUUCGACAAUGCUGAGGUUGGCAAGGACGGUGUCGUCGUCUCCGGUGACCGCAUCAUCGGACGUGUCAUUGAAGGCAAUGCUAAGCGUCUUCUGGGUCGCAAGGUCGAUGAGGAUGGUGAUAUUUCUGACAAGAACGGCAACACCAUCGGAAAAGCCGAGCGCUGGGAGCCAGAAGAGAAGAAGCGAGACAUCAACCCCAUGUCUGGUCGCAAGGUCAACAAGGAGGGUGAGGUACACGAUGCCGAUGGCAACCUGAUUGGCAAGUUGACCUCUGGCAACCUGGCCACUUUGGUCGGCAAGACCAUCGACGAUAACGGUUUCGUGGUCGACAACGAUGGCAACAAGCUCGGCGAAUGCACUCUCUUGGAGAACAUUCCCGAAGAGGAAGUCGAGGAAGGCCCUACUGCUGAAGAGCAGGAGACUCAGGCCAAGGCUGAGCAGGAUCGCCAGUUGGCCGAGAAGAUGUGUCACAUCUUGCGCCAGACGCUUGAUCAAGUCAAGCCCGUCUGCAAGCAAAUCACCGACCGCCUUGAGCAGGCCGACCGCACUCCCAAGGACGAGCUCGAUGAAGAGAAGUUGGUCAAGGAUGUCAAGCCCCUGAUCGAAGAGGGCGGCCGCAUCCUCCAGGAGUGCAAUGGCUCCAUUCGUGCUCUCGAUCCCGAUGGUCGCAUCGCUGCCACCGCGAAGGCCCGUGCUUCCACACGCGAUGCCACCCCCGAGGAAUACCAGCUGGCCGAGAUGAUCAAGGAGCUGACUGAGACCGUGGUGAAGACGAUUGAUAACGGCAAGAAGCGCAUUUCCGACAUGCCUCACGCCAAGAAGAAGCUGAACCCACUCUGGGCUCUGCUCUCCGAGCCGCUGUUCCAGAUCAUCGCUGCUGUUGGUCUUUUGUUGAACGGUGUUCUCAGCCUGGUUGGCCGUCUGCUUGAUGGACUUGGCCUCGGUGGUCUCUUGAACGGCAUUCUUGGUGGUCUUGGACUCGACAAGUUGAUUAACAACCUCGGUCUGGGAGGCUUGACUGAUGCUUUGGGCCUUGGUGGCAAGAAAUAAGUUGUUUCAUUAUUCGUGGAUUGUUUGAAUCUGUGUUUGGUCAGCGCUGUUUGUGUUCCUUUUUCUGUCCUUUGGAAAACGAUUCCUUGGUGUAUUGUUUAUAAGUCUUGCUUCUGAUCUGGAUUUCACUGUUACUGUU
This is a messenger RNA of Penicillium subrubescens, 3808 nucleotides long. RefSeq names its product LEA domain protein. The annotation marks the transcript as partial. The transcript is spliced from 3 exons. Lineage: Eukaryota; Fungi; Ascomycota; Eurotiomycetes; Eurotiales; Aspergillaceae. The record is from RefSeq and is a predicted model, not a curated record.